Mastomys coucha (southern multimammate mouse) is the source of this 1022-nucleotide messenger RNA. It is a transcript of the gene Hcst, whose product is annotated as hematopoietic cell signal transducer. Bases 680 to 916 code for a protein of 78 amino acids. The transcript has 4 exons. Gene Ontology annotation, molecular function: signaling receptor binding; phosphatidylinositol 3-kinase binding. Gene Ontology annotation, biological process: positive regulation of phosphatidylinositol 3-kinase/protein kinase B signal transduction; regulation of immune response. NCBI's taxonomy places the organism in Eukaryota, Metazoa, Chordata, Mammalia, Rodentia, Muridae. Gene Ontology annotation, cellular component: membrane. The record is from RefSeq and is a predicted model, not a curated record.
ACACUGCGCUUGGGGGGGGGUGUUUCUCUCCCUCCCUUGCUGGUUCCCUCUCUCUUCCUGGCAGUGUGUGUGUAAACCUCUUUUAAUGAUCUCACCCAGUCUAUGGCUUUACACGUGUCUUUCAGCCAUCAGUCCUCUCAGAUUUACAUGUCAGGACCAAACUUUUCCCCAAACUCUGAACCCCACCUGUGGACAUUCACAUUUCCAGAGAGAUCUGUUAGGUAUUUUCAACUCAGUGUGCCCAAACACAGGCAGCCCUCCCUCCCUCCUUUAACCAGCGCUUCCUAACUAUCUUUCAACCCACUCUCCAUUUUUCUAAUCUCACCCAGGCUGGAAACUACAGUCACUGUGAUCCUCUUUCUCAAACACACACCCCCUCCAGCCCCGAGUGGCGAGUGGCGUUGGCUCUACCUCCAACAUAUUUCCAUAAUCUCCCGGUGCCCACACCAUAGUCCUCUUGCCACUCCACUGAGAUAAUCACAGAAGCUUCUAUUGGCUCUGACUCCCCCAUAUUUGUUCUCUAAAGGAAGUCUUGACACACAUGUACCCACACACAGGAAGUAGGUAGCAUUGUCACCAUGGGGGGGUGACAUCCGUCCUAGCUGCCUCUCUUCUCUACUGUUCCGAGGACUUCCCUGGACCACAGUUUUGGCCAGAUCCCUUCAGGUCCCAGCCCAGCAUGGCCCCCCCAGGCUACCUCCUGUUCCUGCUUCUGCUCCCAGAGGCUGCAAGUCAGAUGUCGGCAGGUUCCUGCUCCGGAUGUGGGACUCUGACUCUGCCACUCCUGGCAGGCCUGGUGGCUGCAGAUGCGGUCAUGUCACUCCUAAUUGUGGGGGUGGUGUUUGUAUGUAUGCGCCCCCGCAAAAGGUCUGCCCAAGAUGGUAGAGUCUACAUCAACAUGCCUGGCAGAGGCUGACCGCGCCACCUUCUGACCCUCUCAUCCUGGAUCGCGUGGGGGUGGGGGUGGGGUGCAUGGAAACGCACUUUUUCAGGACGGAAAUAAAGCGAUUCAAAUACCUCUA